Lodderomyces theae is the source of this 2811-nucleotide messenger RNA. Its product is annotated as serine/threonine protein kinase. Gene Ontology annotation, biological process: protein phosphorylation. NCBI's taxonomy places the organism in Eukaryota, Fungi, Ascomycota, Pichiomycetes, Serinales, Debaryomycetaceae. Gene Ontology annotation, molecular function: protein serine/threonine kinase activity. The record is from RefSeq and is a predicted model, not a curated record. Gene Ontology annotation, cellular component: nucleus; EKC/KEOPS complex; cytosol. The transcript is spliced from 3 exons. The coding region runs from base 1 to 2811 and encodes 936 amino acids.
AUGAGCCAAAAACAUAUAGAGCGAGUUCAUCAGCUCAUACCAAAUGUGGACCUCAAGGUGAUUUCACAAGGUGCAGAAGCACUUGUCCUUCAAACCAAAACUCAUCCAUAUUCAACCCAUCCCUAUUUGAAAAAUCAAAAUCAAUUCAUUAUAAAAUACAGACCUCCAAAGCCUUAUAGACACCCCAAGAUUGAUACACAAAUCACUAAAACACGGACUGCUGGGGAGGCUAAAUUCAUGUACAAAUUGAGUAAGUUGGGUCUUGCGUGUCCCGCUUUAAUAUCCUGUGAUUUGAACAAUGGAAUCAUUUGGAUGGAGAAUUUGGGUAUCGAUUUACCAAAUGGGAGUGUCAGUUCGGUUAAGAACUGGCUAUGGUAUCUUGAAAAAAAACAAGACGAAACUGGAUGUACAAACGGUCGAGUGAAGGAAGUUUGUUACAAAGUUGGGCAAUUGAUAGGAAGGUUGCAUCUUGCAGAUAUGAUUCAUGGUGAUUUGACAACAUCAAAUUUGAUUUUGACGGGGAGGGAGGAGUCAUGGGAGCCUGCAUUGAUAGACUUUGGACUUUCAUCAUUUUCAGCUUUAGCGGAAGAUAAGGCUGUAGAUUUAUACGUCCUUGAAAGAUCAGUGACAAGUACACAUUCGGUAUUUGCUACUUUGUACAAUGCUUGGCUAUUGGAGGGAUACGAGUCUGCUCAUGAAUUGAAAGAAUAUAAAAAAUUUGGUAGAAGCAAGUACACCGAAACUAUGAAAAGGUUGGAGGAGGUGAGACUUCGAGGCAGAAAGAGAAGCAUGUUAGGCCUGCGUAUUAUCGUUACUCGCCACUCAGUGGAUAAAAUGAAAAUGUUCACAAUUAUGACGAGUAGUAAACCAGUCCCAGUUGCAAAUGCAACUAACCAAUUGGUCCCGGAUCACUCCAAGUCCGAGACUAAUGAUGAUCACCACCACCACCACCACCACCAUCACCACCAUCACCACCACCACCAAGACCAAAACCACCAUGUAAACAACGAAAUUCAAAAUGAGAAAGUUUUCGAGCAACACAUCACCUCGAAUUCGAAAACUGAGAUGAUUGAAGUUCCCGUUGAUAACAAGGUUCAAUUUGGAUUGCAGGAUGAAUGCAACAUUCCGGCAAGAGACGAAUCUGAUGAGUCAAAAAUUUGUUUUGAAACACCAUUGAGUUGCACAAAAGACGCACCAGAUGAAAAGAUCACCAGCUCCGAAGCCCCAUUAAGUGUGACAGGGGAUAAGCUGGACGAGCCGGAAGUACCUGUUCCUGUCGAUGUUGAACAGCGAGAAAUCCCGACCGAGAAAAAGUCUCCUCCUGAAUUGGAAAAAAGUGAGGGUGAACAGCACUUGAAGUCAGUCGACAACAACAACAACAACAACAACAACAGCAAUGAGAAUGAAAAUGUUGCUGAUUGUAAAGAGACGUGCUUGGCUCCUCCUGAAACUGUCCCUGUUGCAAGUGACUUGAAACUGAAAGCCAAAUGGAAGGCAAGGUUGAGUCAGAAAUGGUCCAAGAUUGGAUCUGCUAUGAAGUCCAAAGCCGAGGACAAGCAGACUGCGAACUGUGAGACCAGAGGGACAGACAAUUCGGAGAAGCCUCCCUUCAAGGACAAGUUGAGGUCAUUGUUUGGGAAAAAGCGCAUGAGAUUUGAAACCACGGGUGAAGUAGUGGUUUUGUUUGAUGCCGACGACUACAAAGAUGAAGAUCAAGAGUUGUUUGUAGUCGAUGAUGAGGCUGAAGAGUGUUGUACUGCAACCAACACCACCCGCGUUGAUGACCCAGGAGCGAAUUCGAACUCGGGAGCUAUUGAAUUGCCAAUCGAAAAUCGUGAUAGCAAUGAAGUUACUGGUACUGUUGUCGAAGGCAAUAAUGAGAAUGCUCAGCACGAGGUUGAAGCUUCGCCACUGGUGUCAACUUGUCUGAAAGCUGAACUUGAAUUGAAGGCAGUUAAGGAGGAGUUGGCUUUGACGAAAGAGAUCCUAGAGUUGACUAGGCAGGAAUUGAGAUUGACGAGAGAAGAUUUAGAAUUGACAAGGAUUAAAGCUGAAGCUGUUGGUUCUGAAACAAAACCUGCCUGUCUUGAGAGACAAGUUGCUGCUCCUGAAAGCGAAGCUGCUGCUCCUGAAAGUGAGAUUCCUGAAUUGAUAACUGUUCCCCCUCCACCAAGACCUGCUACCCAAGACAUUCCAAUGAAGGGUAAGAAUGCCAGACUCAAGAGGAUUUGGAGCAAGGUAAAGAAGCCUUUCAAGAAGCGUGCUCGUGUUGCUGACGCCACUGUGAAUGCCCAGGAUUGUGAUGACGAUUUGUUGUCUCCUUAUGCUGGCCAUGAGUUGAAUCAUCCUCAUUCUGAACACGCUAUGAUCUCCCCUGCAAUUGACACUGCAGAAGCUGGUUGUGAAAAUGAAGGUGCAACCGCAGAUGUGUCCGAUGUUUGCAAGAAAGGCAAACGCAAGGGUAGACAGAAGAGAAAGCGUACUGACAAACCAGGCGAGGAAGAGAUGCCAGCUGAAAGUGGGUCGGCAAGUGAAUUCGAAGAAAUCGACCUUCUGGAGCCGCAGACUGGAAACAGCCAGCUCGGAAACAAUGGCACCGGGGUUCAGGAUACUGGACAAGAAUGGAGGACAAAGCACAUUGAUACUCCUUGUGAAGUUGACGAGUCCAGCAGUGUGGCGUGGUUGUUUGAACGUACUGCACCAGCACCGGAGAGAUAUGAACGGCGUGUCUGGAUGAUGGACUCGGAGAGAGGAUGUAUCAGUGUUGAUGACGAUGAAGUUGAACAAGCAGAAUUCAUCGGCCCAACUUGA